Molecule: messenger RNA, 2219 nt
Organism: Trichoplusia ni (cabbage looper)
Lineage: Eukaryota; Metazoa; Arthropoda; Insecta; Lepidoptera; Noctuidae
Product: heterogeneous nuclear ribonucleoprotein A1, A2/B1 homolog
Molecular function (GO): RNA binding
Source: RefSeq, a predicted model, not a curated record
AUUUGUCAACUCAAUUAGAUUUUUGUUUAGUGCAUUUCAUUGCGGUGCAUUCUGUUUGAGAAUACGAUUUUUCGGUAACAAAAAUAUCUGAAAUUACAUGAAAUAGAUACGCAAUUUCAAGCGAAUAGUAUUAAAAGAACUUAAAACGAUAAAUAUACUAUUUAAUUCGUUGGUACAAAGGCUUUAAUUGUGGCUGAAAAUAAUAUGAAACCCAGCGGAGGUGGCGAUGACUACGAGGAACCGGAGCAUUUGCGGAAGCUUUUCAUAGGUGGCUUAGAUUAUAGAACUAACGAUGCCUCUCUGAAAGAGUUUUAUGAGCAAUGGGGAGAAAUUGUGGAUGUUGUAGUCAUGAAAGAUCCCCAGACUAAGAGGUCAAGGGGCUUUGGUUUUAUAACCUACUCAAGAGCGCAUAUGGUAGAUGAUGCACAGAAAAAUAGACCACAUAAAAUUGAUGGAAGAGUGGUUGAACCUAAGAGGGCUGUGCCAAGAGAAGAAAUUAAGAGGCCAGAUGCAGCAGCCACUGUUAAAAAACUCUUUGUUGGAGGUUUGAAACAGGAUAUUGAGGAAGAAGACUUGAGAGAAUAUUUUAGUUCAUAUGGGAGUAUAGUUUCUGUGAGCUUAUUAGUGACUGAAAAGGAUACAGGGAAAAAGAGGGGCUUUGGAUUUGUCGAGUUUGAUGACUAUGACCCAGUUGACAGAAUAUGUUUACAUCCAAAUCACAAGGUCAAAGGAUAUCGUUUGGACGUUAAAAAGGCUUUAUCGAAGUCUGAGAUGGCGGCGGGGGGACCCGGAGGCGGCAGUGGCGGCGGCGGUCGUAGAGGUGGACCGCGCGGCUCGGGCGGCGGUUGGGGCGGCCGCCAGAACCAAGACUGGAAUAACUCAGAUGGAGGUGGAUAUAACUCAGGAUACGGACAAGGUGGAUGGGGCAACCAGAAUCCUUGGGACUCAAACAAUGCUGGAGGUAACUGGGGAAAUCAAGGUUACGGAGAUCAAGGUGGCUGGAGCCAACCAAACAGCAAUUUCGGCACAGGAUACCAGCAGGGAUAUGGUGGAGGUCCAAUGAGACCCAACUACAAUACUUUCUAGACCACAGCCAUAUAAUAAUUCAGUUGAUGGAUUCGAAGGUGGCGGCGGUGGGUACGGCAGCGGCGGCGGCGGUAACGGUGGCAACGGAGGCGGCAGCGGCGGGCCCGGCGGCUACAACAAUAUGGGCAACGCACAGCAGCCUGCCAACCAGCGCCGAUUCUAAACACAUCGGUUCUCUUGUCUCAAGUUGCGCAUAGUUGAAGCUAGGCAGGCAGAAGGUAGAGUAGAGACGGGAGGUAGGCCAGGAGGUCAGCUAGCUAGUGAGGGACAAGCGGACUUAGUGAAGCGACUGCAUUACAUAGUCAUUUUACAUUUUUUUUCCUUCAACUAAGGUUUGUUUACAAUAAGGUACUGUGUAGGCACUAGAUUCAUUUUUUCUAUUAAUUGUUAGUCGUUUAGCACGCAAUCACAGUUUUUACAUUUCAAUUAUCACUUUUAAUGAAUUUUCGCACGGCUAUGUGUUAGUCAGGUAAUGCAUUUUCAAAUUAUAUCUGUCCAUGUCCAAUCGGAUAAGACUGUAAAAGCUGUGGCAUUAAAUAAAUAUUUGCGUUUUUAGUCAUUAAGCAAGGAGAUUUAUAUUAUUUCUGUUAAUACUUUGAUGUUUAUUGUAGAUUGUAAUUUUAUUUUUUCAAUACAUUCGUUCGUGAUUAGAUAGAGAUGGCUAUAACAUUCCAAAAAAGGCAUUGUGUUAUAGUAUAUAUUAUAUUGAGUGUGUAUAUGAGAGCACUAUUCAAUCUUAUAAAAUAUAUUUGAAUUUGAAAGAUAUCUUGGUGUUAGAAAUAGGACCUACAAUAAUUAAAUUUGUAUAAAAUAUAUGAUUGUCAGUGGACAAACAAAGCCUAAAUAUUGGAUUUUAAUAUUUGUCAUUACAGAGAUAAUAAAGGUAUUCUAACUACAACAUUAUAUAAAUUGUAUAAGCAUUAAAAUGUAAUCAAUAUUAUAUAUCUCGAAGAUAUAUUUUAUAAUUUUAAAGUUAAGUUGUUUUAAUGUAGAGUUAUUGUUGUUUUUAUUUGUGUGCAUACAAUUAAAUAAAUACUAUUUUCCAUGGAUUGUUCUACACGUGCGCGAGCUUUCCACCGUGGAAUAGGCCAUGGUAAGUCGACUCUAUCCAAAUAAAACUACUGAAUAACUAA